GUCCGUCCCGCCGCUCGCCCGUUGCCGCCGCCGCCGCCGCCGCCGCCGCCGCCGCCGCCGCCGCCGCGCUCUCGCUUCGCCGGCCGCCGCCUAAGGGGGGCUGGGGCCGGGCCAAGCCGCCGCCGCCGUCGCCGCUGCCGGGAUGCCGCGGGUGUACAUCGGCCGCCUGAGCUACCAGGCCCGGGAGCGCGAUGUGGAGCGCUUCUUUAAGGGCUACGGGAAGAUCCUGGAGGUGGAUCUGAAGAACGGAUAUGGGUUUGUGGAGUUUGAUGAUCUGCGUGAUGCAGAUGAUGCUGUUUAUGAACUAAAUGGCAAAGACCUUUGUGGUGAGCGAGUAAUUGUUGAGCAUGCCCGCGGCCCACGUCGAGAUGGCAGUUACGGUUCUGGACGCAGUGGAUAUGGUUAUAGAAGAAGUGGCCGAGAUAAAUAUGGCCCUCCUACCCGCACAGAAUACAGACUUAUUGUGGAGAACUUGUCAAGUCGGUGCAGCUGGCAAGACCUAAAGGAUUAUAUGCGUCAGGCGGGAGAAGUGACCUAUGCAGAUGCUCACAAGGGACGCAAAAAUGAAGGGGUGAUUGAAUUUGUGUCUUAUUCUGAUAUGAAAAGAGCUUUGGAAAAGUUAGAUGGAACCGAAGUCAAUGGCAGAAAAAUCAGAUUAGUUGAAGACAAGCCCGGUUCUCGCCGACGCCGGUCCUAUUCCAGGAGCCGGAGCCACUCAAGGUCUCGUUCCCGGAGCAGACAUUCUCGGAAGAGCAGAAGCCGAAGUGGCAGCAGCAAAAGCAGCCAUUCUAAGAGCAGAUCUCGGUCCAGGUCAGGCUCCCACUCCCGGAGCAAGAGCCGCAGCCGCAGCCAGAGCCGCAGCCGCAGCAAGAAGGAGAAGAGCCGCAGCCCCAGCAAGGAUGACAAGAGCCGCAGCCGCAGCCGCAGCGCCGACAAGCGCCGCAGCAAGAGCAAGGACCAAGCUGAAGAGAAGAUCCAGAAUAGCGACAACACUGGCAAAUCCAAGAGCCGGAGUCCUAGUCGGCAUAAAAGCAAGAGCAAAAGUCGAAGCAGGAGUCAGGAGAGGCGAGUGGAGGAGAAGCGAGCGAGCGUGAGCAGGAGCAGAAGCAAGGAAAAGAGCCGGAGCCAGGAGAAGGGUCCGCACAAGAGCCGCAGCCGCAGCCGUAGCAAAGGAGGCAGCCGCAGUCGCAGCCGCAGCAAAGACAAGCGGAAGGGAAGGAAGAGAAGCAGGGAAGAGAGCCGUAGCCGCAGCCGCAGUCGCAGCCGCAGCAAGAGUGAGAGGAGCAGAAAGCGGGGCGGCAAACGAGACAGCAAGUCGGGCAGCAGCAAGAAAAAGAAGAAGGAGGACGCCGAGCGCUCGCAGUCCAGGUCACGGUCCCGCUCCGCCUCCAAGGAGCGUGAGCAUGCCAAGGCCGAGCCCAGCCAGAGGGAAGGCCGAGGGGAGAGUGCGGAUGCCGGUACCCAUCAGGAGACCCGGUCCAGGUCAAGGUCCAAUUCCAAAUCCAAACCCAACCCUCCGUCAGAAUCACGCUCCAGAUCAAAGUCUGCUUCAAAAACCCGGUCUCGGUCCAAGUCCAGAUCCAGGUCUGCCUCCAGAUCGCCGUCUCGGUCUAGAUCCAGGUCCCACUCGAGGUCCUAACUGGCUACAACCACAGCUGGAACUCCCCGAGAAGUCUUUUGUACAUGUUUGGUAGCCGUAGCACAAGUGAUCCAAGUAGAACAUAUGUCACUGCUGUACAUUUUUAACUCCCCUAAUGGUGUGUCUACAAUUGUUAAAUCUAAGUGCUUCCUCUCCGUAAAGCCUCCUGGCGCCAGGCCUUCCUGCUCGACUGAAAACAAUCUUCUCUUUGAAAACCCCCUCUACUCCUGGCCCACAGUAGAAUAUCCAAACCGCCGCGGCCCUCCGCCUGGCCUUUCCUACAGGGAGCUCAGUACCUGGACGGCUUUCAGGCUGGAAUGCUGACAUAGGUAGGUACGGUGAGUUCAGCCAUGUUUGCCCUCGAAUUGAUGCCCUUUGAUGUUUGCCAUUUAGUGAAAGUGCGAAGUCUUAAGUUUCCUACCACUUUGGUUUCAUACUUUUGGACUUAACAAAGUUGUGAAUAGCACAGUCGAGGAAAAUUGAUACCUGCAGUAACCCAUAGGAAAUAAACUGUAGAGUUCCAUAUUCUGGUAUUGUGAUUAUAUUGUUUUAUAUUAAAAAAGAAAAGAAAAGAAUUUUUUUUAAUUUUAUUUUUCCCCGUCUUGCAAAGUAUAGUGACCCCUGUUUCCAUUAAAUUUGAAUAAAGACUAUUUUUGCUUGACAAAA
This is a messenger RNA of Canis lupus familiaris (dog), 2305 nucleotides long. RefSeq names its product serine and arginine rich splicing factor 4 (gene SRSF4). The coding region runs from base 143 to 1639 and encodes 498 amino acids. Lineage: Eukaryota; Metazoa; Chordata; Mammalia; Carnivora; Canidae. Gene Ontology annotation, biological process: mRNA splice site recognition; alternative mRNA splicing, via spliceosome. Gene Ontology annotation, molecular function: mRNA binding. Gene Ontology annotation, cellular component: ribonucleoprotein complex; cytoplasm; nucleus. The transcript is spliced from 6 exons. The record is from RefSeq and is a predicted model, not a curated record.